This is a messenger RNA of Cheilinus undulatus (humphead wrasse), 1489 nucleotides long. Its product is annotated as plancitoxin-1-like. The record is from RefSeq and is a predicted model, not a curated record. The transcript has 7 exons. Lineage: Eukaryota; Metazoa; Chordata; Actinopteri; Labriformes; Labridae. Gene Ontology annotation, biological process: apoptotic DNA fragmentation. The coding region runs from base 208 to 1302 and encodes 364 amino acids. Gene Ontology annotation, molecular function: deoxyribonuclease II activity.
AUUACUGUAAAGUUCAGCUGAGUUUGUUUAGUCUCUCUGAGAAUGAUAAAGUUCACAUCAGUGAGCGUAAAGUUCAGGCUGCUUUACAGGAAUGUCAGAGUGAGUUGGGGGGGUCCAGGCUAUACAGACGGAUAAAUAGAGGAGAGUUUCAGUGACCAGGGACAGCUGCUGAUCACUUCAACCACAGAAAACCCUCUCAGAGCAGUCAUGUGGAGGUCAGUCCUGGUGCUCAGUUUGCUCUGUUGGGGGACCGGCGGGGCAGUGACCUGCAAAGACGAGAGAAACAACGCAGUACCCUGGUACAUCCUGUAUAAGGCCCCCUCCCUACAGUCCAAGUCCCUGACCGGUCUGGAGUACCUGUACAUCGAUUCAACUACAGAGAGGACGGUACAUGCCGUUCCACCCUUCUAUAAUGGCAUCGCUGACAGAAACGGCGUCCUGGCAAACACUCUGCAGCCCAUGUUCACUCCCAUCAGAUCCAUGCCGGCUACCUUUGGAUUCAUCAGCUACAGCGAUCAGCCUCCAGGAAGCAGAGCUAGUGACAAGUUUGGUCACAGUAAAGGGGUCCUGAUGAUGGAUAAAACCAGCACUGGAGUCUGGCUCUUUCACAGCACACCUCAGUUCCCUUUCAGGAGAGACCGGGAUCAUUUCUGGCCUGACAGCGGAACGACUAACGCCCAGAUCUUUCUCUGUGUCACAUUCCCCUACAGCGAGUUCAAUAAGAUAGGCACACAUCUGCAGUACAUCAGAGCUUACCCGUUUGAGCAUGAUCUGCCAGCGGACUUUCAUCAAGAACUUCGGGACGCUGCGAACUGGGUCUCAGCUCAGCCAUCCAAUAACUUCAUGACGCUGAUGUCUACCGACCCGUUUCAGAGAUUUUCCAGCAUCGCUAAACGCACGUCAGAGCAGCCAAAAGAUGGAGAUCUUUACGUCACCCUUGCACAAGGACUCAACAGUGACGUUCACGUCCAGACGUGGGGCGGCCAGCCUGAUCGUAAACGUUCGCUUUGCAUUAUUGGUUAUAAGAAAGUGUUGAACGUCAAGAGUAUCUCGACCUACCUGGGUGACUGGGAGCCUGGGAACGACCACUCUAAGUGGUGUGUGACUAAGAGCCAAGAUAACCUCUGGGUCUGUAUCGGUGAUGUAAACAGGGCGACGACGCAGUACCAGAGGUGGGGGGGUGCUCUGUGCAUGGAAAACGCCAGGAUACAGCACGCAUUUCUGCAGUUUGCCAGGGCCACUGAUGACUGCUCAGCUUUAGACUCAAUGAGAGAGUUCUAUGGGUUACAGUUAACUGGAUAGUGAAUCCUUCGCUAACCCUUCCUGUUAGAUCAGGGGUGUCAAACUCAAGGCCCGGGGGCCAAACCCGGCCCGUGAUGCAGUUAUACCCGACCCACCAGAUCAUAUGAUAUUUUAUUAGAACUGGUCCACCAGUAUGAGGUCUGCAGAUUUCCUCCAGUAUAAAAAUAUAAACUUAACCUUGAUGAUU